AUGGCAAUGGCGCCGAGCUCGCCCCGGCUGCCCAGUCCGCCGCCGCCCGCUGAAAUCCAAAUCGGCCCCAAAUCACCUUCGAUGGGCGCGCAAUCAAACCGUGAGGCCUCGCCGAUGGAGCAGUCUCUCAUCGAAGCCAACUCGAGGCGUCGCAUACACCCGGGCACAAAGGCCGCCGACAUGGCUGCUGGACCGCCGCUUAUCCCCCUUAAUGAGCUCGACUCGGCCUUCCAGCUCCAAGAGCACCUCGCCGCCCUCCACUACCACCACACCAAGAGCAACAGCGUCCCGAUAACCCGUACGACCGCAAUCCAACUCGCGACGCCCCCGCCGGGCAUUGACCGUACCCUCUGGCUAUAUGAACUGUGCCGCUUCCUCAUCUCGCAGUGCAACACCCUCAUCGUCGGCUUCCUCUUCGACUCCCCGCCCUGCAGCGCCGCGACUUGUCCCGAGAUGCGCGCAUCAGAGUGGCAGUUUCUCUGCGCCGUCCACGAGCAGCCCAAGAGCUGCUGCGCCAUCGAUUACUGCUGUCACACGCUCGAUUGGGCCGCCAACAUUGUCACUGACCCCAAAAUCUUCCCCUCGCGCUUCGUCGUCCUCUCCGACGUCCACAACAAGGGCGUCGCCGUCAAGAACCUCGUCAAUGUCUUCCGCCGCCUGCAUCGCAUCUUUGCGCACGCCUGGUUCCAGCACCGCGCCGUCUUCUGGACAAUCGAGGGCCAGACUGGGCUGUACGUCUUCUUCAAGACCGUCUGCGACAUGUACGACCUCCUCCCCGCCGAGAACUACAAGCUCCCGCCCGAGGCAGAGGGUCUGGAGACGGCGACGGCGGUGCCUGAUGCCAAUGGCGGCGAUAAGAAGCAGCUGCCAAUGUCUAUUGUGAAGCCCAGCCACCGUGAGAGCCUCGGUCAGGGCGAAGACGACAACUUUCAGCCUGUUGGCCGCACUGCUACUAGACGUCACGUCAGGGCGAGCCCCUCUGUUGGCAGUGCUGUAACGACGGUGGUGGAGGCUGAGGAAGAAGAAAAUGUUGUAACAAAUAAGUUGCAGGAGAUGCGAAUCUCUGCCCCCGAGACGCUCGAGGAGGAGCCCGAAGUUGCCGACGUGCCGGUGAUUGUUGAAAAGGAGAUUAUUGGGGAUGCGUCGCCCACAGAAGAAAAGGAAGAGGCCGCUGCGGCGCAGCCUCAAGUGAUUGAAACCGACUACUCUGACACAGAAUCCGAUGCGGAAACAACAUUGGUCUACGAAGAAAGCGAGCGAGGCAUGGCCUCCGUAAACCAAGGGCCAGAUGAAACCUGGAGGGAGGAUGAGGAUGAGGACAUUUCUGCAUCAAGAAGCGAGGCAGCAACAGAAGAGGGGCCGGACGAAACUAAAGAGGCCGUUGACCAGACGGCUGACGAGAACCCCGCUGCAGCCAAGGACGAUGAGUCUGGCGAGCUUGCAGACGUCAGCACCCAUGACUUUGCUCAGGAGUCACCUGCCGUCAAAGCAGACGAGACUAUAACGAUAACAGACGCUGCGGAUACCGACAGCAAGGCCGAAGAGGCCGACAAGGUGGAAACGGAACCUUAA
This is a messenger RNA of Colletotrichum godetiae, 1572 nucleotides long. Its product is annotated as Mob1/phocein family protein. Gene Ontology annotation, cellular component: cytoplasm. The record is from RefSeq and is a predicted model, not a curated record. NCBI's taxonomy places the organism in Eukaryota, Fungi, Ascomycota, Sordariomycetes, Glomerellales, Glomerellaceae. The transcript has 2 exons. Bases 1 to 1572 code for a protein of 523 amino acids.